UAAAGAUAGCCAGCAUCCAAAUCCCAAACCCAAACCCAAACAGAAUACCCAUCUUCCGUGCUCCUGAUACAGUGAUACCAGUGCAUGCAGCCGGAACGCGAGCUGGCUAAGGAUUGAUCUCCACUUCCUUCCUCCUGCGUACACAGUAAGCACCUUUGAGGCACAAUUAAUCAAUUACGCCAUCUUUCGACUCGGACCCCCCACGAACCCCUGCCAGCCAGCCCCCCCCCCCGCGCCACCACCCACUAUGAGCGGGUUAAUCGCCUUGCUGUUCACCAAGCUGAGCCUCCCGCCUGCAUCUGCCAUCCGGGGGGAAACCAUCCUGAUCACGGGCGCCAACACGGGCCUCGGCCGAGAAGCCGCUCGACAUGCAGCCCGCCUGGGCGUCGGCACCAUCAUCAUGGGCGUCCGCUCCCUGCCCAAAGGGGAGGAGGCCAAGGCCGAUAUCGAGUCGAGCACCGGCUGCUCCGGCAAAACUCAGAUCCUCGUCUGGCCCCUCGACCUCGAGUCCUUCGCCAGCGUCCGGGCCUUCGCCGCUCGGGCUCGGAAACACGUGGUCGACGACGGAGGCCGGCUGACCAUGGCCAUCAUGAACGCCGGCAUCGCAUCCAUGCAGUUCGCCCUCUCCGACGAGGGGUGGGAGAAGAGCCUGCAGGUGAACGUCCUGUCGACCGCGCUGCUCAGCCUCCACCUCAUGCCGCUCCUGCUGCGCACGGGGGAGCGCCAUCCCUCGUCGCGGCCCCACCUGGCCUUGGUCUCGAGCGACAACCACAUGUCCAUCAAGUUCCCCGAGCGCCACGCCGACCGCAUCCUCCAGACCAUGAACGGCGAAGAGCAGUGGAAGAAGUCGCAGGCCGCCGGCGGACCCACCGAGCGCUACGGCGCCACCAAACUGAUGGACCUCUUCCUCGCCCAGGAGAUGGCCAACCGGACGCCGCGCGACUCCCGCGGGGAGCCCCUCGUGGUCGUGAACGCCGUGGCGCCGGGAUUUUGCAAGUCGGACCUCCUCACCCGGGAGAAGACCCCAUGGAUCCUGAAGGUCGUGCAGGCGGCGAUUGCGCGGUCCUCUGAGGAGGGGAGCAAGACGUUGCUCCACGCCGUGACGCAGGGCACCGAGGCCCAUGGGAAGUACCUCGAUCACCAGGCCAUCACUGCUACCGGCAAGAUUGCGUCAGAUACGGAGGCACUAGCUCUGAGGGAGAAGAUCUGGGGGGAAAUCAUUGCGGUUUUGAAAGGCGUUGAUCCUACCGUCCCCACCGAGUUCUAAAUAGUUGCAACGGUGUGCCACCCCAUUCACCAUGCGGUGGCACCAUGCCGCCCCUUAACAGACACUUCAGGAGACUUGUACCUUUUUUUGUUUCUUUUUGGUUGGAAGUAAUUGAAGUGUGGGAUAAGUGCACGCAGCAUAAAGUAAUACGGAUGAUCGGGAUCAAUACUACGGGCAUCAUUAGGAUUAUAUGACCCGAAUUCUGUUCUUUGUGUUCACAACUUCCUUGACCCAAGUAAGGUAUGGAUAGAUAAGGUGAAAAUAGUCCACCACACCCAUCUUAGGUACCU
Chaetomium fimeti is the source of this 1557-nucleotide messenger RNA. RefSeq lists its product as uncharacterized. The coding region runs from base 248 to 1267 and encodes 339 amino acids. The record is from RefSeq and is a predicted model, not a curated record. NCBI's taxonomy places the organism in Eukaryota, Fungi, Ascomycota, Sordariomycetes, Sordariales, Chaetomiaceae. The transcript has 2 exons.